Messenger RNA from Macrosiphum euphorbiae (potato aphid), 318 nucleotides. Lineage: Eukaryota; Metazoa; Arthropoda; Insecta; Hemiptera; Aphididae. The record is from the annotation of a GenBank genome assembly.
AUGAAUGAAAGUCAUAAUCAUUCAGUCAAUACAAGUGGUUCAAUGAAAUUUUUAUGGAUAACACCUGAGGUGGAGCAAGUGUUUAAUUUGUAUUUUGAGGAUGGAAUGGGUGCUGCUGAAGCGAUACGCUUACAUGAAAGCAAAAUAUUAUUGAAUGAAAAUUGUUGGGAGACUUUAGCAAAUGGUUCAAAAAACCCAAAUAAAGAAACUGUGGCAUAUUUACACAAAAAAUGGCGAAAAAAUAAUUUUGGUUGUGUAAAUAACCCAUUAGAAAAAUUAAAAGAAAAGACUCAAUCAUAUGCUGAAAAAGGUAUUUAA